Messenger RNA from Cladocopium goreaui, 2211 nucleotides. Lineage: Eukaryota; Dinophyceae; Suessiales; Symbiodiniaceae. The record is from the annotation of a GenBank genome assembly.
AUGAAGGUGAUUGCUGAUUGCAUCGGCUCAUUCCAAGACUUUAUUGCCAAGCCGCCUGAACAGAUUGCAAUCUGUCCCGGUGCUGUGUGCACCUCGGAGCAGGUGCGCAUUGGUUUCUUCGCAGCGCCCAUGAAAAAGUGGCUUGAAGGCAACAAGCACUUGUCUUCCUUUUGCAUGGACUUCACGUUCGGCAUUGGGCAACAUGGUCUAGCUCUUGGAGGCAUAGGCCCCCUUGGUUUGGUAGAAGCUCCGAAACACCGUCCUCAUGUACGCAUGCUGCCACUGUUACUCAUGGUUGCCAAAUCAGAGGACCGUGAGGCCCAUCAAGAUCUCUUUAAGCAGUACAUGCAGCUCAUGAAGGAGCAUGAGAUUUCUGUGACAGACGGUUUUGCGGAUUGCUUUUGCUUUGAGAGUUUGCAGGACCUGGUAGAGGCGAAUGAGGACUGGAAACGUAUCCGGCUUCACCGUUGUCUUCAGCACAGCAAAAUGAAUCUGCGGCAGGCGGCGAGGAAAAGAUGUCCCUCUUGUGGUGAAAGACGUCUUCGGAAUGAUGAGUUCCUGAAUGUCCUGGUUGCAUUCCUUUUGCAGUCAGCAUUUUUGCCGAGCUCUUUGGAAUUCAACGUCUUUUGGUCGUCUGUGAUCUCUAGACUUCGAGGCACAGAAAAAGAGUCCGAUUGGCACGAACCAGACAUGGCGCUCUACAUUCAGGAAAACCUCCUGCAAGAAGGCCCUGAUGGCUUUACGGCGGCUUGGCGGACAGGUUUGGGCAUUGUUCCUUUUGGUUUCACUACUUACAGCUCCAACGCCCAAGAACGCGCCUGGCGGACUAUCAAAGGUCUUCUCAAGCCAGGGAUGCGCCAAAAAGAUCCUGCCUCUGUUAUUCUGGAUGUGGCUGCUGCCCUUACUUCCAAGUUGCGGAACGGGGACUAUGACAAGAUGCUGGCCACAGUGGCCCAGCCUUGGCAAAGUCUUCAGGUGUCUGACAAAGCUCAGUUGCAGGAUGUGGACAGCCUUGAUUCGGACGACGGGCCUCAGUUAGUGCAACGAAAGCGUCUGGGUUUAGAAGCAAUUCUGAAGCAUUUCAGGCGUCAUGGGCCAACCGGGACAUUUAUUGAAAUGGCCAGCGCCUUGCGUUUAGCUCUGGCGACCUCUGAGGAGGAAGUGGUCCGCGCAGCUGCUUCUCUUCAGACAGGUGCUUAUGAUUGCCUGCGCCAUCUGCAUCUCAGAGAAAGCUAUUGCACCGUUUGGGUGUCGACGGAGAACCAGCUGUACGAAGGUCAUAAGCAUUUGGUUUCGGGUGCAGGAUGGAGUGAGCAUUGCUUGUUCAUCCGGGCUCUCCUUGCGAAGGAAACAUCCCAGCCCAUACCCCUGGGGACGUUGUCAGCUGCUGCCAAGAAAAGAACAAAGAAGCGGCCGCAGGCCAAGAGAUCAGCCAAGAUGAAAGCAAUGCUGAGAGCUCCUGAGGCAUUGUCCUCUGGCGUUGCAGGCGCUGAAGCAGUAGAAGUUGUUCCGAUGAAUUCCCAAACCCAAGAGCUUCUACCAGGUGGUUUGGUGGAAGGAAAGGAGCUCCCUAUUUUGGAUUCUGUUGGGCAGGAAAAAGAGUCUAUGUGCAUGGCCGCAACCAACAGCGGCAAGCGCUGCAGACGAAAGAGAUCGCAUGGCGCUUUUUGCUUCCACCGCCAUCAGAUCGCAAGUUCGCCCAAAUGGAGUUUGACGCUCUUUGAAUCCGUGAAGGAGCCGGCGCAAAGCGCCAUGGAAUCCUGGGAAAAGGCGCAAUUGGACCUUGCCAUCCAAUUGUCGCAGACAGAGAAUGAAGAGUUGUCUGCCCGCAUGCAAGAGAGCUGCCGACGGGUCGACGCCAGGUUGCGGCUUUUGGGUCUUCGUCGUGUCCCUGUCCCUGUCGAAGGGAACUGCCAAUUUGAUGCUUUGGUCUACUCUGCAGAUGUUCCAAUGAGUGCAAUGGAGAUGAGGAGCUUUGUGGUUCAAUAUCUACGGCCACUGGCCCGGGACGAGCUGUCACUGCUGGGUGCGGCUCACUUGUUGAGACGUCCAAUUCAUCUGGUCACGGACACCGUCUCUGACAAGCCAGAGGAGUACAUCCGAAUCAUCGAGCCGCCCAGCAUUAUCCAUGAGUCCCUUUGGGGCAGCCAGGUGGUUUUGGCAUGUUUCAUGGACAGACACUUCGACGCGACCGAGCCAGAUUCUAGCUAG